UCCGACUGAGAUGCACUUGACUGGGCCGCGUCCCGGUGAAGUCACGGCUCUGCGUCCUGAACAGCUCACACAGUAACCGAGAGACUCUUCCAGGACCGACCUUCUGGAGCUACACACGUUUCUUCUUCUUUAAACUGUUGUUGUUGUUGUUGUUGUUGCGUCGGACGGGAUGGAGACGGGGCUGUACCUGCUCGCCUGCUUCUCGUUGGCCCGGGUCAGCUGGGGUCUCGGAGGAUACGGGGAGUCCGGUGUUCAGACGGGACAGAGGGCGGCCAGCAGGCACAGGAACUGGUGCGCCUACGUGGUGACACGCACCGUGAGCUGCGUGAUGGAGGACGGGGUGGAGACGUACAUCAAACCGGACUACCAGCGCUGCACCUGGGGCCAAUGUCCCCGAGUCGCCUACCGAACAUACAGGAGGCCGCGGUACAAGGUGGCUUACAAGAUGGUGACGGAAAUGGAGUGGAAGUGUUGCCACGGUUACUCCGGGGAGGACUGCCACAACGGGCCUAAGGGAACCGGCGACGCCCAAGCCAGUGGAGGGCGACCCCGCGUCACGCAGACGGGCCUCAACACAGGCGGCGGCCAAACAGGGGGGGGCCGAGGCGGGGACGGGGAGAAGAUCAAGCAGCUGGAAGAAACCAUCCGCGGUCUGGCCAAAGACCUGCACAACAUGCAGACCACCAUCCACGGCAUGAACCAGCGGCUGCCUGGUCUGAAUGGGGCUAUUGUCCCUGCUGACUCAGCUCAGCCACACAUGAAGGAAACCAUCAACAGCAUCCAGACCAAGCUGGACCAUCUCUACAACCGGACUCAGGUCCAUGACCAGACUCUGCUCAACAUCAACAACCACCUGGUGAACGGAGGGGGCAACGAGCUGGACGGAGAGGCCAGAGGAGGAGGAAGAGGAGGAGAAGAAGGAGGAGGAAGAAGAGGAGAAGGAGGAGAAGGAGGAGAAGGAGGAAACCAGCUCACCACCCUGAAGGAGGAGAUCCUGACGGAGCUGGAGAGAAGGGUGUCUCUGUCCUGCUCUUCAUGCCAGGCCGGCGUGGAGGACCUGAAGCGCCAGCAGCAAGAGGACAGGGAGCGCAUCCAGGGUCUGGAGAAGCUGAUCAGCUCCAUGGACCAGCACGUGAGGCAGAGCCUGGACGUCUCCCGCAGCGAGACCCAGCGCUCCCAGGCCUGCUGCAACACAGUCACCGAGCUGGAGAAGAAGCUGUCCACUCUAGAGGUCCGAGUCACCUCCACGGCCGACAGGUGCGACGUUGUGAAAGGCCGGCUGGACAAGGAGCUGGCCGGGACGGGCGGGGGGAAGGGCCGAGUGACAGAGGACAGGUUGACCGGCAGGCUCAGAGAACUGGAGAAGAAGGUGAAUAGCACAGUGAGGAAGACAGAGCAGAGGUGCACCAACACAGGGAACAACGUGAAGGACAGCGUCCAGAGAGACGUCACGCAGCUGCGCAACAUGGUCCUCAGCCGCCUUGACGAACACGGCUUCAAGAUCGGCAAGCUGGAACUGGACGUGGCCGUCCUCGGACACACGGUCACCGACCACAGCCGGCGUUUAGGUCAGCUGGGGAACAUCACAGCCUUCCUGGACAGAAGGCUGACGUCCACCGCAAACAUGUGUAACGAGACCUGCGGGCCCAACGGGAAAGGACGCAAGACGGACGACACGGUGAAAACCCUCGAGUGGAGAGUCGUGGCCAACCAAGAGGACAUCCAGAAGUUUAACACCAGGCUGAACGACCUGUCCGUGUCAGGGGACUCGCUGGUCGACAGAGUCAUCAACCUAACGGACGACCUCAAAAAGAUAAUCGCUGUGACGGGAGAGAGCGGCGAGCAUUUCAACCGGAUCGUCACGGAGGUCGAAACGUUGGGCCGCGAUCUGGAGGACUGUUCCAUUUGCGGCAGCGUGGAGGCCGACCUGCGCUCUCUUGCCAACUCCACCAGGAACGGCAUCGGCAAGUGCCAAACAGAACUGACAGAUCUGCGGAGUAAGGUUGACUCGGGAGAGUCGGCCUGCUCUCAGGUGUGCUCCAACCUUCAGGAGGAGGUCGGGCAGCUCAGAGAGGAUGUGGAGGAGUGCACGGGACAGUGUAAGGUCGACGUGAACGAUCUGAAGGAACGCCUGGACGGUCACGGCGUCCACAGCGGUAGAUUAGGGGGGGAUCUGAAGUCCAUCCAAGGACAGCUGGCCGGGGUCAUGGUCACAUUUAGCUCCAUCAAUGACACCCUGAAGGGCCUGGGGAGGACUGUGCAGACACAUGGGAACACACUCACUGAUCUGAGCAACACCAAGGACAACAUCAUCUCUGAGGUGGACGUCCUGCAGAAGGAACUGACCGAUCAUGUCGAUGACUCCAAGAUUCAGUUCGACAACGUGGGCAACGACAUCCAAAUACUGAGGAGCAACUACGCAAAGGAGGUCGGGGAGUGCUUGCGGUCCGCCGACGGCCUGGAGAGAAGACUCUCCAAGCUGGAGGGAGUGUGUGGGCGCCUGGACUCCUUUUCUGACAGCCUGGAGAAGAUCAGGAAGGGCCUGGAGCGACACGUGUCCGGGCUGUGGAGCUGCGUUAAUGGACUCAAUGUCACGGUGACGUCUCACGGAGAGCUCAUCCACGACAUCCAGUACGUGCAGCUGGAGGACGUCCACUCUGACAUACACAGACUGAACUCGUCUGUGGUGGACCUGGUGAAGGAGUUCCACAGUUUCAUCGAGCUGGACUUCAUGGGUCCACCUGGUCUGCCGGGCCCCCAUGGAGAGAGAGGCGAGCGGGGACCCAGGGUCCCGUCGGACCCCAAGGGAGGGUCAGGACCCCAGGGCAGGGAGGGCAAGCAGGGACUAGCUGGAGCCCCAGGUCUCAGAGGCGAACAGGGUCCUGCAGGGUCCGAUGCCCACGUGCCACGCCUCUUUUCCGCUGCGCUGACCCGCCCAAUGAGAAGCGCAGGGACCAUAGUGUUCAACGAGGUCUUCGUCAACGAAAAUAAGGUCUACAAUCCAAAACAGGGGUAUUUCACAGCUCCAGUGAGUGGGAAGUACUUCUUCAGCGCCAUCUUGACGGGCCAUAAGAACAUGAAGAUCGAGGCGGUGUUGUCCAAGUCCAACACGGGCGUGGCCCGAGUGGACUCGGCCGGGUACCAGCCCGAGGGCCUGGAGAAGCCCAUGGCGGGCAAGCACAUCCCCGGAGCUGUGGCCGUCUUCAACAUCAUCCUGCCAUAGGCCGGGGACACGGUCUGCAUCGACCUGGUCCACCGGCAAACUGGCGUUCUCCUCGAGCCGCUGACCAUCUUCAGCGGGACGCUGCUGUACGAGACCCGUCUGAUCGGAAUGCGCCGUCGAUGUAAUCGUUCUCAACCUGUACGCUGGUCUGGAAAGAGUACAGAGCCACUGUCACGGACAGGACACUGAAACGACUGGACUGGAUUCAUUCAGCGAGGAGAAGAAUACUUCAAAUUUGACUUCAUGUGCUAAAAAGGAACAACAACAACAUCACAAAAAGUCCUUUUCAACCACAAUAAUUGUUUGUGUGUUUCAUAGCUUAAGGAAAAUAAUUUGCGCAAAUGUGUUUUUAUGCUAUGACGUGUUAAAAAGAAAAAGCCACUGCAGGGUUAUCUUAUAACUCCAUAUUUCAUGCUGUUCUACAAACUUGAAUUAUUUACAGAUUACACAGAGAUGGCCCUCAGGUCUUUUCUUGUGUUAAGGAAAGGGACACUUGCUCUGAUGAUGAAAUAUUAAGGAUGUGGGGGGUCUUUCAAAUUUGCAGAGGUUAUUGCAAACUGUUUCUAAAGCAGUUCUUUUCUUCAAGGCUCACAGUUUCAUUUAGACCACGAGCAAAUUCCAGAAACAUGACGCUUGAAUGCCUGUUGUCUUCGAGUGAUGUAGGGACGCAGUCCAAACCACUGUUCUUUAGCCGGAUAUGCACAAAUGAAGUCACCGACAUUUCAAGAGAGAACCGCAGCAUUUGGUCAAUCAUAGAACAGCAAAACAAUAAGACCAUUUUAGGACAUUAGCGAUGCCUAGAAAACACGAGGGCAGGAGAAGGAUGGCCAGGGGGAAGAAUGGGGAUUCAUUUUUAUUUUCUUUCUCCCUCUGUCCUAAUAAGGACGAUCUAACAUUGGUGGAGGAUCAAGAAGUUAAAGUUAUGAAGCUGUUCCUAUCAUUCUAUCUUACAGUGGAAUUUGGUAUAAAGCUAAACAUAACAAAUAAUGAAGCUGAACUUGUGUCUCUAGGCUACACACACACACACACACACACACACAGUGUGUAGAUAUUGUUGAAUGAUUUUAAAAGGAACAGAUCUAAUAUUUCUGCAGAGGACGAUACAGCAGAUUGGGCCACGUGCUGUAUCAUAUUGACAGAAGACAUGGAAGCAAUACGUGGAUUAAUAUCAGCAUAUCAGGGUUUGAUCCCAAGCAUCGGGUUUUUAAAAAUGUUUUCCUAUUCCACUGUGGGAAUGUAAUUUUAUAUGUUUAAUGUAUAACCUCGAAGGAAUGUAAAUAUUUGUCAGCGGUUCGCCCAUAUAGGAUAUAUAAGAGAGUUACCACUUCCACCUUGCCAGGUAUUGUAAAUGUUUUGUAUGUUUUCUUGUUUUUUUUGCCACGUGUGCCUCAAAACGUUUUACACAGCCGAUGUCGGCAGUCUCGCGUUCAUCUGGAUUGUGUUCCGAAUAUUAAAUGAGCCAGUACGUGA
Molecule: messenger RNA, 4693 nt
Organism: Cyclopterus lumpus (lumpfish)
Lineage: Eukaryota; Metazoa; Chordata; Actinopteri; Perciformes; Cyclopteridae
Gene: emilin1a
Product: elastin microfibril interfacer 1a
Molecular function (GO): protein binding
Source: RefSeq, a predicted model, not a curated record